GGCACCAAAGAGGAAAAUGACAGGGCGGGAUGAGGAGCUUCUCCCGGCCAAUUUGGUUCCCUUCAACGACCAUUGCACGUCUACCUAUCGGUCUUCCUCCUUGAAUCUGCCGUUUCAACAACUUAUUGCGCGUUUCACAUACACCUUGUCUAAUUUCUGAUCGUUACGCGUGCCGCACACCCGUCAUGGCCAGCCGUGGAGGAGCUGGAGCUGGUCGCAAGACACUGCUUGCACCGAUCCAUUUUAUCUUCAGGCUUCUACAGCAAAGGACGACUGUUUCCAUUUGGCUCUACGAGCAGCUUGCUUUUCGGAUAGAAGGGAAGAUCAGAGGAUUCGACGAGUUCAUGAACCUGGUUAUUGACGACGCGGUUGAGGUCCGGCUACCCACAAAAACCGAAGAAGAGAAACGGAGAUCGCUAGGGCAAAUACUGCUGAAGGGUGACAACGUGUCGUUGAUCCAGGCUGUCCAAUCGUCUUGAAGAAAACGACCAUUUACAAUGAAGGAAAAAGAACAAAAAAAAGACUCUUCCCGGGUGAUAUCUUACGAUUUACCAUUGAGCGGCUGCUUUAUACAUCCAUUAAAUAGAGAAUGGUUAUGUUUUGUGGGAGGGAAUCUAUUUGAUGGUCUAUCGGCAUUCGUGGACGAGAAACUGGCCGUCACCGACAAUAACGGCAUCUACUAACCAAUCGUGCUCCAAAACCGGUAUUUCCUCUGCUGGAGGAAGCAGUUGCUCCUUAAGAGAGAGGGCGACUAGGAAGGGCAAUUUUGGCGUGUUUGUCUUGCUGUUCACUUCUUUUUUCGAGUACCUCGUCAAAAAAUGAUCAUAGUAUCCCUUGCCAUGGCCUAAUCGUCUAAAUCCACGAUCGAAAGCCAUUCCUGGCAUGAUAACUAGAUCCAAGCCAUGAUUCUCAUUCAUGGUUUUACCAUCUUCCUGAGGCGAAACUCCGUAUCCUCCGAAGCAGUUCUUCCUGCUGGACACCUGAGAUUGCUUGAGCGACGGAAUCCCCCAGUUAUCUGGCUCGAGCGAUUCAAACUCUUCGAGAGAUCGUAACGCGAGCAUGUCCAUUAUGGAAUUUUUCUGCUGCGCCAACGAGGACACCGCGCUGUGGAUGUAAGGAAUGUAGACAUCUUUGCCUUCUUUGAGAGCACUCUGGACUAUGCCAGUUGUGGAUAAUUCCCCAGAAGGCAUAGAGAGAUAUAUGCCUAUCCGUUUGGCAUUUCGGUAUUCG
Messenger RNA from Monascus purpureus, 1230 nucleotides. The record is from the annotation of a GenBank genome assembly. Lineage: Eukaryota; Fungi; Ascomycota; Eurotiomycetes; Eurotiales; Aspergillaceae.